AAAAUAAGCUUUUAAGCAAUGCUCUCGUCAAAACAACGCAACUAAGAGACUCAACUGUUAGUAAAUGCUCCGAAACUAAUGAUCUUUCACUUGUGAUAAGAGCGCUCACCGACGGGUAUAAAAGUGCUAGCGUCUACUCUUCAGUAAGAGUCUUGCGCGGACGGUCAGAAUGUUCGGAGCGCUCUAACUAUUGGCAGAAAGUUCUAAAUAUUGGUAGCACGCGCAUUGGUAGUAAAACUUAAGAUUUAAGUGUUGUGAAUUUAAUAAAACAUCAAGUAUCAAGCAAUCACUGCCAAUUUGACAACCAGCGACGACAUCCAACCACGCCGCCAUGCAGUCGUUUAAGGCGGAUGAGUUGCCGCAGAAUCCACGCGAACGUGCCAAUCCACUCUCAGUGCUCAUGUUCUGCUUUACGAUGCCCGUAUUUUUCAAGGGCCGCAAAAAGACACUGGAUGAACGUGAUCUCUUUAGGGCUUUAAACAGUCACAGAUCAGCUGUAUUGGGAAACAAGAUGAGCCUAGCUUGGGAGGCGGAGAUCGAUAAGAAACGACAAAAACACAAGGAACCCAAACUGUUGAAAGCGGUGCUGCGCGUGUUCGGUGCGCGCUACGCGGGGCUGGGCUUAACGUUAUUCCUGCUGGAAAUCGGGUUGCGUGUUACACAGCCACUGUUUCUUGGUGGCCUUGUUAAUUACUAUGCCAAUCCGGCUAACAACGAGAGCACCAAUACAGCCUUUCUCUUCGCCCUAGGUGUGAUACUCUGCAGUGCGCUGAAUGUGCUGCUGAUGCAUCCGUACAUGAUGGCCGUGCUACAUACGGGAAUGAAGGUGCGCGUUGCCUUGUGCAGCGUGAUUUAUCGAAAGGCGCUACGCUUGAGCAAGACGGCGCUUGGCAGUACCACAACCGGCCAGGUAGUGAAUCUGAUAUCAAACGAUGUGGGCCGUCUGGAUACGUCACUCAUACACAUGCAUUAUUUAUGGCUGGGACCAGUGGAGAUAUUAGUAAUAACAUUGCUUAUGUACCGAGAGAUAGGCGUCUCCUCGCUAUUUGGCGUUGCAUUUAUGUUGCUCUUCCUGCCACUGCAGGCGUAUCUCGGCAAGAAGACGUCAGUGUUGCGUCUGCGCACAGCGCUGUGUACCGAUGAGCGCGUACGCAUGAUGAACGAAAUCAUCUCGGGCAUACAGGUGAUUAAGAUGUAUGCGUGGGAGAAGCCCUUCGGUAAGAUGGUAGAAUAUGCGCGUCGCAAAGAAAUGAAAUCCAUACGUAACGUGAACUAUAUACGUGGCAUUUUGCAAUCGUUCAUCAUGUUCAUGACACGUGUGUCCAUCUUUGCCAGUUUGGUGGGUUAUGUGCUGCUCGGUCAAUUUUUGACAGCGGAGAAGGCAUUCGUAAUCACGGCCUACUAUAAUAUAUUACGUAACACAAUGACCGUCUUCUUCCCCUUGGCCAUAUCGCAAUUCGCCGAGACACUGGUUUCAAUUAAACGUAUAGAAAAGUAUUUGUUGUAUGAUGAGACCAAAGUGAAGGAUCGCUCCGAUGAUAACGAAAAUGAGUACAAAACAAUAAAUCAAACAUACAUCAUCGAAGAGAAUGAAAAAACGCUGACACUAAAUGGUGGUGUGAAGCCGUUACAAACGAAUUCAGAGGAGAAGCAAGUAGUCCCAGGCAUUGAGAUACAUAAAUUAAAGGCGAAAUGGGAUCGCUCUAUGUCGGAAUAUACACUGAACAAUAUCGAACUGAAGGUGAAACCACGUACGCUGGUGGCUGUUAUUGGGCCAGUGGGGUCUGGCAAAUCAAGUUUAAUACAAGCCAUUCUUGGCGAACUACCCGCCGAAUCAGGUUCCAUCAGCGUACAAGGUACCUUUUCGUACGCCUCACAGGAACCUUGGUUAUUCACCGGUACCGUCCGUCAGAAUAUACUUUUUGGUUUACCAAUGGACAAGAACCGUUAUCGCACGGUGGUGAAGAAGUGCGCGCUGGAACGCGAUUUCGAGCUGCUAACUUUUGGCGACAAAACAAUAGUGGGUGAACGCGGCAUAUCGCUUUCGGGCGGUCAAAAGGCGCGUAUCAGCUUAGCGCGCGCAGUCUACCGUAAAUCCGACAUUUACUUGCUCGAUGAUCCACUAAGCGCUGUGGACACACACGUCGGUCGACAUCUCUUCGAUCAAUGUUUGCGCGGUUUCCUGCGAGAAGACAUAGUCAUAUUGGUUACACAUCAGCUGCAAUUCCUAGAACAGGCCGAUAUUAUUGUUAUUAUGGAUAAGGGUAAACUGAGUGCUGUGGGUACUUAUGAGUCGAUGCGUAGAAGUGGUCUGGAUUUUGCUAAAUUGUUGGUAGCUCCAGAUCUAAGUGCUGAUGCGGAUGGCGCUAAUGGGGCUGGUGGUGAUGUUGAAAAGAAGAGUAUGUCACGUCAGAAUAGUAGACAACGCCAGAACAGUAUUUCGUCUAUGAGCUCCAUAGCUGAGUCAGCUGCAGGCGAAGCGCCUACGCAGGUGCAGGAGAAUCGUGAAGAGGGUAAAAUCGGUUGGUCACUGUAUGCUAAAUACUUCACUGCGAGUGGCGGUUACUUAGUCUUCUCAAUAGCUAUGGUCUUCUGCCUUGUUGCGCAGGUUUUGGGAUCUGGCGGUGAUUACUACUUAUCUUAUUGGGUAAACAAAAAUGAGGCUAGUGCAGAAACGAAAUCCAUAAAUUUUGGCGCUCGCAUAAUCGGUCGCCUCUACGGUCGCGAUGUACGCAUAAAUAAUGAAACGGAUCCCAUUGACAUUUACAUAUUCUCGGCCAUUAUUUUGGCUACGGUCAUUUUCUCUUUAAGUCGCAGUAUACUUUUUUUCACAGUCGCGAAACGCUCUUCGAUUGCCUUGCACAAUGCCAUGUUCCGCGGUCUCACACGCGCCUCCAUGUACUUCUUUCACACAAAUCCAUCAGGUCGUAUAUUGAAUAGGUUCUCAAAGGAUUUGGGUCAGGUAGAUGAAAUUCUGCCAACGGUGCUGAUGGAUGUUCUACAAAUUGCUUUGGGCUGCGCGGGCAUUGUGGUUGUAAUAUCGGUUGUGAAUUUGUGGAAUUUGCUAACCACAGCAUUGCUGUCCAUAAUAUUCUAUUUCCUACGUUCAUUUUAUUUACAAACCUCAAGGGACGUGAAACGUCUUGAGGCUGUCACACGUUCACCAAUUUACUCCCACUUGGGCGCCUCACUAAGUGGCCUAUCUACAAUACGCGCCUUCGGUGCUCAAAAAACACUGAUAACCGAAUUUGACAAUUAUCAGGAUUUGCACAGUUCCGGUUAUUACAUGUCUUUGUCCACAAGUCGCGCUUUUGGCUACUGGCUCGACUGUUUCUGCGUCGUCUACAUAGCUGUCACAGCCCUAAGUUUCUUUAUAUUCUCACCGAGAAACGGCGGAGAGGUGGGUUUGGCCAUAACGCAGGCUAUAGGCUUGACCGGCAUGGUACAGUGGGGCAUGCGUCAGUCAGCUGACUUGGAGAACAAUAUGACAUGCGUUGAGCGGGUAGUUGAAUACGAUCAAAUCGAACCAGAAGGCGAAUUGGAGAGCAGACCUGGUAAGAAGCCACCGCAGAACUGGCCGGAACUGGGUAAAAUUAAAUUUGAUAAACUUAGCUUGCGGUAUUUUCCUGAUCCAAAGUCGGAACGUGUGUUGAAAUUCCUAAAUUUCGAAAUACAAUCCUGCGAAAAGGUAGGCAUUGUGGGACGCACGGGCGCAGGCAAAUCAUCGCUCAUCAAUGCGCUCUUCCGCUUGUCAUACAAUGAUGGUGCGAUAACAAUCGACACCAGGGAUACCAAUGAUUUGGGUUUGCAUGACUUGCGUAGUAAAAUAUCCAUAAUACCACAAGAGCCGGUGCUCUUCUCGGGCACAAUGCGUUACAAUCUCGAUCCAUUUGACGAAUACUCCGAUGCCAAGUUGUGGGAGGCGCUUGAUGAAGUUAAAUUGAAAGGUGUUGUAUCGGAAUUGCCAAGUGGCUUGCAGAGUAAAAUUUCAGAGGGCGGCAGUAAUUUCAGUGUCGGUCAACGACAGUUGGUAUGUCUGGCACGUGCCAUAUUGCGUGAAAAUAAAAUUCUUGUGCUGGACGAGGCAACGGCAAAUGUGGAUCCACAGACUGAUGCACUCAUACAAUUGACAAUAAGAAGUAAAUUCAAACAUUGCACGGUUCUCACAAUUGCACAUCGUUUGCACACUGUCAUGGACUCGGAUAAGGUGCUGGUCAUGGAUGCUGGGCGCGCAGUGGAGUUCGGUUCACCAUUUGAAUUGUUGACUGAAAGCAAAACAAAGGUAUUCUACGGCAUGGUCAAACAGGCGGGUAACAGCACUUUCGACAAUCUGCUGACUGUGGCACAAAAGGCGCAUGAGGAGAAUUUGCGCGCGAAAAAGGAUUCUUGACAUUUCUCCGUACCGAAAGUAUUCAAAGAAUAUUUACUUAAGAUUUUAGAGCCGAUAUCAAAUCAUCCUGCAAAUGCACGUAUACAAAAAACUCUCACCGAUGCGACGCAUCACAAAUUUCUCGGAUAGCAGGAACCGAACAAUGGGGGUGUAAAUGGGAACGAAACACGUAGAUUAUCAUAUCGGGGCUUAUUUUUAUACAGUACUUAAUACAAUUAACUAAUAUACCUAUGGUAAAUAAUUGUUUAGCUAAAUAAUUAAGAAGCAUCUUAAUAUAUGCAUGUCUAUAGUAGCUGUGUACAUUGAACGAGGCAAAAUGUGCAUAUAUACAUAUCUAAACGAAUGCUAAUUUUAUGUGCCAUACAAGGCAUUAAAAUGAGAAAAUUGACCUGAAAUAUGCAAAUUCUACAUAUCCACAAACAAAAGUGAGAAAUUACAAGCGUAAAAUUAUGGUAAUUCUAAUUGCUUUAGUAAAGAUAAUCAAGAUUGAAAAGAAAUUAAAUCAAAAACACUAUGCAAACUGAGACAAUAAAGACGGAGACAACAAAAACCGAACUACACAAACACACGCUAAGGUUGGACGCGUGCAAUAAUGAGUUUAGAGCUCAGGUCGAACUGCUGUGAGACAGCGUUACUAUUAGCAUGUAAACAACCAUAUACAUACAUAUGCAGCAGCUAACUUUGCGGCAUAAAUAUGUAUAUAACAAGAGAAUUUAAUUGGCCAGUUUAACUUUAUUUUUUAAUUGAAGCAAAUUGUUUAGCUUGGCUGACACAAUAAAAAUAAUACACGUAAAAAUUAUCUGCCAUAUAUGUAUGUUUAUAAACAUGCACACAUACAUUUUGUAUGCACUUUUCGUUAGCAUAAAAAAGCUUAAUUUUUCCCUUAAUGAAGUAGUGUUUUUAAAUAUUUUUUUUUAGAUUAGAAUUGUAAUGUUUACGCGCCUGCAUAAUUAGUUGAAUAAGUUUUACGUAAACAAAAACAUAUAAACAAACAAAUAUCGUAUGUGUUCCAAUUGUGAAAACUCGUUGACAAUAUUAGGGCAUAAACUUUGUGGUUUUAAAUGUUUUUACCAGUAGUAGGCAGAAGCUUUAUUUUACCAACACACCAGCAGUAGAACAUUUUGUGUCAUCUAUAAAUUUAAGAGUCGUGUGUAUUAUCUAAACAUAAAUACACACAUACAUACAUAAAAUUAUAUGUAUAUAGUACUUAUAAAGAAUUUUUAUGAAAUCAUAGCAACAGAGAAGUUUUUUGUACGUAAUAUAACACAUAUAUAGUACACAAAUAACAAAUACGUUGUUUCUAUAAUGUUGUAUUGUAGAUUUAUUACUGUUACAGAAAUGGUAAUGUGUGCGCAGCCGCAAAUCAAUGAAAAUUAUGUAGUUUUCAGUAUGCAUUUAAAAUUCAUACAUAGCUAUAAUAAUCAUUUACAACUAUUAACGACAUUGAUUCUUCCAGUAAACACUGAUUAUAUCAGUACUAGUUAUAAACGUUAAAUAUACAUAGAUACAUAACAUAUAUAAUAUAAUGCUAUAAUAAAUAUUUACAAAAUGUAGAAUGCAUUUAUAUAAUUUACUUAAUUCAAAUUGGAUAUGAAAUUAGAGGCAGCAAUUAUGGCAAUAAUUAGACAAUUAUAAUCUCAAAGAAUUCGAAAAACAAAGAUGUUGAGCCAUAACUAAAUUAAUGCAAUUUACGCUAUGCACCCAUACUAUUGUGUGCGUUGCAAAAUUUAGAGCGUUAUAUAAAUAAAUUAGUAGUUAUAAUAACAAUAAAACGAUUUUUUUUAAAGAAUUGUUUCAUAAAUAAAUAUGUUAUUCAAAAAAUCUUAACAAUAUGCGCGCAAUAUACAUAUUUUUCUUUGUUUUUUUGAUUUUCUUUAAUCGCACAAAUUUCUCACCGCCCACAACUGAAUGGGUAGCAAGGAAAAUAUACAUUUUUUGUUUGCAUACUAGUGUAUAUGCAAGAAAAGACAAUAAAUUAAUGGUGUCAAUCAACAAUAAAUAGCCUUAAAACAUUAGCGAAAGCCAAGCCAUGAUAAGGCAAAAGCCACCACAUGUUGCCACCGGUAUGUAAGUUCUAUUGCCAGUCAGGGCGCGAUGGUAGAGUACACCGCUAAACAGUAUAGUGCCCACGGCCAUCAAGGAGCCAGUCUGCAAUGAAUAACAAUUAUUACAAAACACAUUAAAAAAGCUAAAAUAAAAAACAAAUACAUUUAAAAGACAAUAUGAAAACACUAAUGAAAGGACAAUAAGACAAGUUCCUUGUUAAAUGGAAUUUACAUGUGUACGUUGAGUAGUAUGUAAAUUAUUUCUAAUUAUCGCAGAACUAUGAAGAAUAUAAAAAAACGAGCUUUCUUGAAUGUGUCGUUUGGCAUUACUAAAAUUGGAAAUUGUUUUCUACCAUAAAAUGCUUAUUUUGAGAAAUGCAUUUAUUUGAAUAUAAAUGUGGGCGUGAGCCCGAAUAAAAUUCUAAAUAUACAGAAAAUCUAACUUGGACAUUCAGAGUAAGAGUCUCCUAGCGAAGACUAAUCCCAACAGGUGUCAACUACAAAAUUUGCUCAAAAAUAUGGCACUACUUAGGCGAAAAUUCAUAUAACUAAUAAAUAAUAUAAUAAAAUUUAUAUUUAUUUAUUAAGUAGUAGUAGUAAGUGUAAAAAUCAGCUGAUUGUUGGCAGAUAUAGCUUUGCACCUCCAAAUACUUUAGUGGUUGUUAACAAACAUACAAACAUACAUAUUAACUUUUUAAAGUAAUUUAAUUAGGCUUAGCUACUAAAAGUUUGCUUUUUAUUGUGCUUGUAGGUAUGCAUAGGCAAAACUGCUUGAAACAGGUUCUGUUGUAAAUAUUAUAGAAUAUAAACAAUAAUUUUUUGUUACGAGAAAUGGUUAAAAUACAAAACUAAUAGAAAUACUUAUUUGUAGCCAUAAGAAAAUUAAAAAAAAAACGAACUUUACCAGAAUUAAGUCAAUUACUAGAUCAUACUUUAUGCUAUAAACAAAUCAAUCUUUUGUAUGACUUACUGUGUGUCAUGAGAUUAUUAUAAAUAACAAUUCACCAAAAUAUUAAGCUUUACUCUUUACUACUCAGCUGUUUUUUAAUAGCAACCACAUAAAUCAUUAUAGAGAAGCGCUAGCUUUUAGUUUUUUUGAGUACAUAUAUAUAUAUAUAUAUAUAUACUACUAUGAAUUGAUCAUUUAAAAUGUUUUGAAAAAUCGCAAUAAAAAGCGGUAGAAUUAACACUAGUAAAUAUAUACAUAUACUUGUAUAUAUGAUGAUAUGUUUUAAAGAUUUCAGACUUUGUGCUAUGGCAAUUCAUAUUAGCCUAAAUCAUGGCGUUGCAACAUCAUUUUCGUUACGUGGUUGUCUCGAAAAAAUUCAACGUAAAUCAAAAGAAUAUUUUAUAAGAAACUAAUCUAUAUGAAAUUUAUAAAAAAAAAA
Bactrocera oleae (olive fruit fly) is the source of this 7823-nucleotide messenger RNA. RefSeq names its product Multidrug resistance protein 5. Gene Ontology annotation, cellular component: membrane. Lineage: Eukaryota; Metazoa; Arthropoda; Insecta; Diptera; Tephritidae. The record is from RefSeq and is a predicted model, not a curated record. Gene Ontology annotation, biological process: transmembrane transport. Gene Ontology annotation, molecular function: ABC-type transporter activity; ATP binding; ATP hydrolysis activity.